AUGGUGAUCAAGAAGGUGAUCAUAGUCGGAGCUGGGCCGUCAGGUCUUAUCCUCGGUCUCUUACUCGCCAAACAACGGAUCGAAGUCGAACUACUAGAUGCCGGCUCGGAAAUUGACAAACAGCCCCGAGCAGCUCACUAUGCAAGUCCAGCAGUAUACGAGUUGGGAAGAGCUGGGGUCCUCGAAGAUAUCAAGACACGAGGGUUUCAACCUGCUGGAUUUGCUUGGCGGCAAUUUGAUGGCACCUUUAUCGCUGGCAUGAACCAUGCUGUACUUCCUGAUGAUUACCCGAAUAAGAUGGUUGUGCUUCCAUUGGAUCGACUGGGAGAGUUACUUUACGAACACAUCCGGCAGCAACCAACAGCGCAAGUCAAAUGGUCCCAUCGAGUCGUGCGUCUCGGUCAGGAGGAGGGACAGGCGUGGGUCGAAACUGAAACACCAAAUGGCCUUCAACGGUCCGAGGCAGACUAUGUCAUUGGAUGCGAUGGGGCUAGUAGUACCGUGCGCCGAGAGCUGUUUGGGCCCGAAUACCCAGGGGAAACGCUGAAUGCGCAAAUUAUCGCAACCAACGUUUACUAUGACUUCGACCGCUUCGGAUACUGGGACAGCAAUUUCGUCGUCCACCCUGAGUAUUGGUAUAUGGCAGCCCGAGUCACCACAGAUGGCCUCUGGCGCGUCACAUACGGCGAUAAACCCGGGCUGAGCAAAGAAGAAUACAUUGCUCGACAGCCCCAAAUCUACGAGACACUCUUACCUGGAAACCCUAAACCUGACCAAUAUCGAAUUACCAACAUCAGUCCGUAUAAGCUGCAACAGCGAUGCGCGCCAAGCUUCAGAGUCGGAAGGAUCCUGCUUGCAGCAGAUGCAGCGCAUCUCUGUAACCCAUUCGGUGGACUCGGUCUAACAGGCGGCAUUGCCGAUGUUGGCAGUCUCUUCGAUUCAUUGAUGGGUAUUCACAAGGGCCUAGCAGAUGAGACCAUCCUUGAUAAGUACAGUGAAAUCCGCAAACGCAUCUGGGCUGAGAUAAUCGAUCCCAUAUCCCGUGAGAAUUUCAGACGGCUAUAUGAUCAAGAUCCGACCAAGGCUCGCGAGUAUGAUGAGUUUUUCCAGCUUUGUGUCAAGGGUGAGACGGAUGAGGAAACAGCGAAGAGUAUCGUUUUGGGAUUGGAUAUGCUUCGGCAUGAUAUGACGCAGUACUACUCAAAAUGA
Penicillium longicatenatum is the source of this 1209-nucleotide messenger RNA. RefSeq names its product FAD-dependent oxidoreductase. Gene Ontology annotation, molecular function: oxidoreductase activity; FAD binding. Gene Ontology annotation, cellular component: mitochondrion. NCBI's taxonomy places the organism in Eukaryota, Fungi, Ascomycota, Eurotiomycetes, Eurotiales, Aspergillaceae. The record is from RefSeq and is a predicted model, not a curated record. Bases 1 to 1209 code for a protein of 402 amino acids. The transcript has 5 exons. Gene Ontology annotation, biological process: ubiquinone biosynthetic process.